GUCGGUAGCUAGGUGAGACAGGCGGAGCCAGGAAACAAGAAGCCACCUCUCACACAUAAACAAAAGCGUUUUACCAUGCAGUAAGAUAUGCCUGUGGUGGAACAUGACAAAAGAGAUGAGUCAUUUGCUUUCCUUGCUAAUACAAUGGCCCGACACCUGCCUCAUGUUGUGCUUUCAUUGACAGUUCUCCUUCCUACGGCACUCUCACAAAGCCCUGUUCCAGUCCAGUUCAGCACAAAUCCUGUGCUGGUGCAGACUGGUACUAAUGCGGUUUUCACGGUCAUAACAAUACCCCAGGUGUACUCCAUCACAUGGGGUUACCCGGGUGGAGGGACCCCACUGGGGACAUGGAUCGGGGGCGGCGCACAGUUGAACAGUGUAGCCCAGUACCAGGGCAGGGUGAACAUCACCGCGACACAGCUGCGUAUCAGCAGCGCCCAGCUGGGUGACGCUGGGAACUACACGGCGCUGGUGGCCCCCCUGUCCACCACGGGCCUGAUUGGAAACACCGGGUCCGUGCAGCUGUUCGUAUUCGAUGCAGUGAGUGGAGUGAACUUGCUGGUACCCUCGGUUGCUCUUGAGGGAGGCAACGUGUCUUUGAGCUGUAUCUGGACCAAGGGGACCCAGGUCACUGUAAUGUGGGGCAAAGGGGGCACAGCCCUUACCUCCAACUCCAGGAUCACUAUCACCGGGGGUAACCUGGUGAUCUAUCCGGCCAACAGGGCAGAUGCUGGGGUGUACAGCUGCACUGUCUCUAACCCUGUCAGCGCUCAGACUGCCACCAUGACCCUCACUGUUUACUAUGGGCCUGACACCCCCGUGCUGAGCAAGGCCUCGCCGGCAGACUGUGUGGGAGGAGCAGACGCUCUGGUCGGCCAGACGCUUCAGCUCACCUGCUCAUCCAGCUCCCUUCCCCCCGCCACAUUCUCGUGGCAAUACAACAGUGCACAGGUGGCGUCUGGCAGUGUGUUCAGCCUGCAGACCUUUUCCACCAACCAGAGUGGCCAGUACACGUGCGUGGCGAGCAACGCCAUCACAGGCACCACGUCACGGACCGGGAUAAACCUAUCCAUUGUGGGCACAUGUCUCAGUGCAGGGGCAGUGGCAGGCAUUGUGAUUGGCUGCGUGGUCAUUCUGGUCCUAAUCAUCGUAGCCAUUGUACUAUGCGUGUGUUGGAGAAGAAAAAAACGAAGACAGAAUGAAGCGCCAGGGCAAAAGACAACCCCAGAUACCAUACUUAUACCUCCGGCCAGGCGCUCCCACCCACCGCUGUAUGGCUAUCAUAACUACAAUGCCCCGGUCGAUGGCCAUAAUAACACUAACACACUUCAACACAAUGGCCACGCCAACCGCAAUGGGUUCCCCCACAACGACCGACAUCAGAAUCCAGAUUCAUAUCCAGACAACGGCACCGCGCAGGACCAAAACACUUUAACACACGCUCAGAAUGCAAACACGCUUCGAACACACCCACAGAUGACUCAAAGCCACCCAAACAUUCUCAUACAGGCGGGAACGACACAGGUCGGUGUCAAUCUUAACUCGCAGGAAAACAACCGCACGCAGCAACCCACGGUUCAUGUCAAUCUCAAUUCCUACCCGGCCAAUGGUCAAGAACCCAACGAACCGUCGCCAAGAAGCUUGUCCCGUCCUGGAGGUACUUCACGGGUAAACCGCAGCGACUUGGACACUGGUCUUCAAGCCUCUGAUGGCCUUAUUGCUACCGGGUACACACACAGCGCUCCACUUAGCAAUGUUCUGCAUAACGGCAACACACAGACUCACCGGAGUGGCCAGGACAGACAGCCCCGUGGUGCCAGUCACUCCACAAACAGUUCCAGCUCUCCCCACCAACAAAUGCCCCGGAACCGCCUCAGGGAAAUCCCGGCGUACCCCAACAAUUCCCCCAGAGGCCAAACUACAGCAGCGACUCAGGACGGAAGAGCUCAGACCCAGAUAACUCAGGCUGCUCCCCAAAGCCAGACGGGCCCCAGGCAACAAAGUGCGUCACACAGCCACCACAACGCCCAGCCUCAACCAAAAGGACCAGGAGCUCCCCAGGGACCGCUAACCCGGGGCAGCACGCUCGACACUCGAGCUCUUGCUGAUCCAAAUCACUUCCUGCCACAUACACAGGCCGGGAUUCAGCAGGGUAGCGGAGACCCUCUGGGGGAACGGCAGCACACACCAGACCAGAGACAAACUGUAGCACAAUCACAGCCUGUGAAACAGAAAUCCAGUGGCCUCACACAGACUGCCCUGGAAAGGCAUGAGCAGACCACCCCUAACCCCUUCCGAAACCGCAACCACCAGACCCAGGCCGCCCUGCUCAACAGCCAGGCUCAAGGGCCUAACCGCAGGCACAAGCGGCCGCCCUCGCCCCCACCCACCAUCCCUCUGGCUCAGUUCCAGACAAUUCCCAGGGAUCGCACCCAGUACCCCGGCGCCACAAGGCCCACCAAUGUGCCCCGUCACCAGAAUGGGAAUGGGCACCACGUGCAGGCUGGUAAUAUACACAGGCAUGGACAACACACCCACGGGCUCCCCGCCCACCCUCGGCAGCAGACACGCCAAGGAAGGCCAAGACGCUGAGAGAUGUCAACUGACUCUUGCCUACGUUGGCAGAACUGACAGACACACUCACACACACUCACACAAACACCAGCAAGAGAACAACCAAGGAUGAAUGUUUGUGAGCAAUGGAGACCAAGCAAAGCCACGCAGUUGCCUCCGACGACCCUCCUGUGACGUUGCUAUUAUUUAUGGGUUUUCAACACUCCAAACAAUGACUCAGUAGAAAUCCCACACAGAUGUAUUUUUUCUGAAGCACUUCUGUGUCGUAGGAAAGAACAUAGUCACCAAGGAAAGCCUCACACACACACACACACACACCCAAUCAGAAACUCACACCUCACAAACGGACACACACUUACUGCAGUCAACUCCCCCUGCUAGUCAUUGGUGGUUAACAAUGACUCAAUAGAAAUCCCACUCCCAGGCAUGUCGCAAUGAGGGAAAAGGCCUUGUUCUGAGUUAGCCACUCAAUGAUGUGUGUGUUUGGCCUUUCCCAUUCAGCGUGUCCAGAGAGAGAAUAAAACACCACCUCAACAAUAAGGGCUUAAGAUGUUUGCAUUACUCUCUGUGUGUAUUGCUCCAUGUGAAUGGAAUCAGCAGUACAAUAGAAAGAAAGAGGGAGCCUUUUCCGGGUGGAUUCCAGCUGAUUGAACGGACUUGACCCAUGGGAAGUACUGCGUGAAAAUUCUGGGAGCUCCUCGGUGACUCGAUUCAUUUAAUAUUUUUCCCAAAGUAUUUAUUUGGUUCCUAUUUGUUUACAGAUGCUUCUCUUGACGCUGCUCAAUUAACUGGAUCCGCCUCACUGCCUAUGCUUCAGAAGCAACUAACUAUGAAGGAGACCGCACACAAAUGAACAAGCCACUUAUUAAUUAAGGACUUUUGUGCAACAUAAGUGACUGUGAAAAAAAAAUAGCUAUGAGUGGAGGAGGUCAGCAUAAAGAACUGCUGAGCCGCCACUUUUUCCCAGACAAGCCAAGCAAUACAAUUUGCUCAGGGACUAUUAUGCUCUUUUGUGUGGGUGAUAGGCACAUUAAACGUUCCCUAUUUUGGUAUGGAACAUUACAUAUUUCUUUGGAACAAAUUGUGUAUUUAUUGUUGUUGCUUUUUUGUAAUUGAUGUAUAAUAAAAUAUCUGUUAAAUGAGAAAAACAUAAUACAGUGUAAAUUAGGUUUUAAAAUAUUAGGGUAAGCCUAGUCUUGGAUCAGUAAGUACUUUUUUUUUUCUCUACUCUGCCUAAGUUUACCUCCCUUUUUUUCUACUGACAUCAUAAUUGCAUGGUGUCCAAAUUGUGAUUAUGGCCUUGCCUCAGCGCAAUGUCAAAGAUCCAGAUCUGCAUACUGCCAACCUCUACUUCUAAUCCACAGAGGUUUGAGUCCCUAUAUAUUUUCCAUCAUGGAAUCUGCAAGAGCAUGAACAUUAUUGAAAAAGAAUCUGCCAUUUUCAUUUAAUCCAACCUCAACUUUUCUUGAUCACCCACUUUGACAGGAAGGUCAUGUGAGAUUAUGGGCAUGAAAAGUAAUGAAAUUAACUAUGACAAAACACAUGAGAGUACUGACUAAAACUCCACAAAGGGGAUAGGUAACAUCUGGUUCCAAUUACAGAUGGGGCCCCACUCCAAGACUGUGUAGAGCUUGGAACUCGAAGACAUUGGAUGUGAGUGUGUGCGUGUACAGUAUAUGUUUGUGUCAAAAAACACAUGGAUAGACCCAUGGUCAGUACAGACCCUACAAGAGUCCAGUGUAGGAUACACAUUUCUGAUUGGAGGAUGCAUAGACUGUUUAGUGACCUAAUGACCACUGGUUGGUGAAAUGACCAUUGUAUAAAACUCCUCUCUAUUUUGGCAUUAAAAAACUGUUUAUGCUUUGUCCAUUGGAGAACAUGUAAAAAUCUACUUAAGGCAAUAUCUUGUUACUCAUGCUGUUAAAGAUGUU
Molecule: messenger RNA, 4505 nt
Organism: Esox lucius (northern pike)
Lineage: Eukaryota; Metazoa; Chordata; Actinopteri; Esociformes; Esocidae
Exons: 9
Coding region: 88-2592 (834 amino acids)
Source: RefSeq, a predicted model, not a curated record